This is a messenger RNA of Solenopsis invicta (red fire ant), 2388 nucleotides long. Its product is annotated as alpha-tocopherol transfer protein-like. Gene Ontology annotation, molecular function: phosphatidylinositol bisphosphate binding. The coding region runs from base 587 to 1159 and encodes 190 amino acids. The transcript has 6 exons. Gene Ontology annotation, cellular component: membrane. The record is from RefSeq and is a predicted model, not a curated record. NCBI's taxonomy places the organism in Eukaryota, Metazoa, Arthropoda, Insecta, Hymenoptera, Formicidae.
AGUAGUGCCCAUCGAUCGCGCAUCGAGCGCGAUCCUCUAAGCUUUUGCGUGCGACCCGGCGAGAGCGCGUAUUAUCGGAAGCGGGCGAGUGAGCGGUUAUCGGUGGUGCCCGGCCUGGCGAUCUCUACCCGUGGGGUCCCGGAGAUAAGGAGGAGGACUGCGACGUCGUCGAGCUACAUCGCUGCUUUCCACCCUCUACCGUCGCGCAUGCGCGAGAAAACCCGGCCCGUCUAUCAUCACUGCUCCGCAGUAGCAAGAUUUCGCAUUCACGAUUUUGAAUUUACUAUCGUUAUAAUGACGACCAAUUGCACCGACAACAACGUGCAUUGCGCAGAACAAGAGCUGACCAGUGAAGAUAAGAAAUAUGCAGCGGCACAUUUGAAUGAAACGGACGAAAUUAGAGAAAGCGCCAUCGCGGAGAUUAGAUGCUGGAUAGAAGAGAGUGGUCAUUUGCCCGGACAAAUCGAUGAUGAUUUUCUUAUUCUUAUGAUUUUUGAGAGUCUGCAAAUUUAAUCUUGAGAAAACCAAGGAGAGAAUAAGAAACUAUUGUAAGCACCGAUCCGAUUUACCGGAAUGGUUCAAAAAUAUGGAUCCGUUUCGAGCGGAACUACAAGAAUUGCUUGAAAUGGGAGUUGUAUUGCCUCUUCGAAAGCCGGAUAAUCAGGGAAGAUUAAUUUUCAUCAUACGCGGAAAUCUGCAUGAUCCAAGAAAACACAAAAUACCAGAUCUAGCUAAGAUCUGUAUACUGGUGUUAGAAACAAUGAUGAAGUAUUAUCCAGCUGGAUCUAUAUAUGGUUACUCAGUUUUCGUAGAUACAAAUAAUCUAUUUAUACGUCAGAUUUUACAAUUUACACCUUUUGUCUUAAGAAAUAUGGUCCACACAUUUCAAAAGUGCUAUCCUAUGAGAUAUCACAAGAUUGUUGUUUUUAAUACGCCAAAAGCGUUCGAAGUUAUUAUCGAGAUUAUGAAAACUUUCAUGUCGGAGAAGUUAAAAAAUAGAUUUCACGUCUACUCACACAAGCAUUGUUUCGAAGAUAUUCCUGCUCAUAUCUUACCUGUCGAAUAUGGUGGUACCGAUGGAACACUUGAGGAAUUAACAGUACAUUGGAAAAAAUUGAUCGAGAAGAAUCGUGACUGGAUUACGAAAAUGACGGAAUGAAAUAAUAUUUUGGACUAGAUUUAGAAACAGCAGAAAGUAUAAUAUCUAAAUUUCUAAACAAGAAAUAAAUAUUAAUAUUCACCAAUAUUCAUUCGUCAAUAUUAAUACUGAGUAUUUAUUAAUACUAGUAUUGGCAAAAAAGUAUUAGCCAAUUUAGUAUUAAAUACUCAAUACUCAUUUUUUGUAAGGAAAAGUACUGGUUUAUUUGUAAUUUCUAAAUUUUGAUAACUGAUCACAAAUCAUGAUGAACAUUCAUUGCCUAUUCUUUAAUUGUGACAAUGUUUUAUCUGACUUGCGUAACAUAUUUUUCAUUAUUUUUAUAUAGUUUUCAAAAAAACUAUCAAGGCAUCCAAAUUUCUUGACGUCUUGGGACAAAUGUAUCAAAUUGUGUAUAAGUUACAUUUUGUUGCCAUAUAAUAUUUUAAUCGUUUUUAUAAAAUAUAUUAGUAAAUCAUUUACGUAUAUUUUAUUGUAUGAACAGUCUUGUGGGCAACGUAAAAUUUGUGUGGCCGUAUGUAAUACACAAAAAUGUUUAAAAUAAUCUUUGUUCAGAUAUUUGUUAAAAAUAAUAGGUUCAAGAUGUAGAAGAAGACAAUCGAAAUGCUGUGGCUUUCUAACGAUCAGCUUCAUUGAUUCUACCGCAUGGAUGUUGAGAAAAUUGUUUGCGAACAAGAAACGAUGAAUAGAUCAAGAAACUUUUAGAGUAAUAAUCGUUGAUUUUAUUAAAAUCGUUUUGCAUUUAUACUUGAAAAAUGAGAUCUUUGAACAAAAACCGGUAUUCUUGUAGUUUUUUUUCUCGAAUUACUUUGCCUCGUCGAGUUACAAGAACCCGUUUCGGAAUUCUGUUCGUCUGCAUACUUUUUUGCGCAAUGUCGUAAAACGGUCGCUUUCGAGUACCCCAAAAAAUUGCAUAAUAUCGGUCGGCGAAUUAUUGCCGCUCUUCGAUUAUAUUCCGCGCUUGGUCUUAUUAACUCGGACAUUUUGAAAUCAUACACGUUUUACAUAUACAUCUGACUUACCCAAUCGCCAACAAUCAUCUACUGCUAAAGUCACAUGUAUAGAGAACUAUAGAGAAAUUCAAAUUGAAUUGUGUCCGAAUUUAGUUGACGCACCUUGUAUAUUACUAAAAUUGCACCAAAAUAUAAAAAUAAAUUAUAUUCUGUUAUUUGCUAUCAUAUCCAAUUUUUUAAAAUAAUAUAGAUGAAAGGAACAACCAUUAAAAAAGCAUA